Messenger RNA from Apis florea (little honeybee), 1838 nucleotides. RefSeq names its product RRM1_TatSF1_like and RRM2_TatSF1_like domain-containing protein barc (gene barc). Gene Ontology annotation, cellular component: U2-type spliceosomal complex; U2 snRNP. The record is from RefSeq and is a predicted model, not a curated record. Gene Ontology annotation, molecular function: RNA binding. Lineage: Eukaryota; Metazoa; Arthropoda; Insecta; Hymenoptera; Apidae. Gene Ontology annotation, biological process: mRNA splicing, via spliceosome.
AGUAUCUCAUCUGUGGUUUAAUUUCAAUAGCGCUAUUGUCUCAUUCCGUUUCUGAAUCGAUAAUAUCGCAUGUGAUGUAAAUAAAUUCUCAUGUAGUAGAGCGCAUUAGUAUCGCGAACAGGUAUCCAUGUAUAUUGCAAAUGAUACGUUGCUGUCAAAUUUAAAAAAAUAUUGAUUGCUUUUUCUUAAAUAAGAACUAUUUUUUGACAAGAGUGUUGAAUUUUAUGCCAAAGUUUAUUGGAUUAAUUAUCUAUUAAUGAAAUAUUACUAAUAAUUAUAAUGGCAAAUUGUCAAGAUACGGAUAAGACUGAAGAUUUCAUGAAAUAUUAUAAAUUUGAUGGCCAAUCUUAUAUAUAUAAUGAUCCUACGAAUAAUGUGACAUAUAAGUUUGAUCAACAAAAGAAUGAAUGGGUGGUAAAAAAUACGGAAGAAACAAAUGUUAAAAACUCAAAUGAUAAUGAAUCUAAGACGCAGGAAGGAGUUUUUGGUUUUGAAAACGAUACUCAUACAUACACAGAUCCUAACGAUGGCAGUGUGUACUUUUGGGACAAAGAGAAAAAUGCAUGGUUUCCAAAGGUGGAUGAAGAUUUUAUGGCAAGAUAUCAAAUGAGUUAUGGAUUUACAGAUACAAAUCGCAUAGAAACAAAACCUGUGCAACAAUCUCAAUCACAAGGAAAGAUCGAUAAAGAGAAAAAGAAGAUGGAAGCGAAAAGAAAAUCACAGGAACCACCGACUUGGUUCGAAGUGGAUGAAGCACAUAAUACUGCCAUUUAUGUGUCCGGUCUACCAUUAGAUAUUACUAUGGAUGAACUUACCGAGCUUUUCAACAAGUGUGGUCUCAUAGCACGAGACGAAAAAGGAAAAGACAAGAUCAAAUUAUAUAAGGAUUCAAAUGGACAACCAAAGGGUGAUGCUCUCUGUAUCUAUAUAAAGGUCGAAUCGGUGGAUUUGGCAUUAAAGAUCUUGGAUAAAUCGCAAAUCAGGGGUAAAACGUUGUCUGUUCAGAGGGCAAAGUUUCAAAUGAAAGGAGACGCGUACGACCCAGCCUUGAAACCGAAACGGAAAAAAAAGGAUAAGGAACGACAAAAAAAGUUGCAAGAAAAAUUAUUCGAUUGGAGGCCUGAACGUGCACCAGGAGAACCGUCGAAACACGAAAGAGUAGUAAUUAUAAAAAAUCUAUUCUCUCCGGAAGACUUUGACAAAGAGGUAUCCUUACUGCUCGAAUAUCAACAGGACAUCAGAUCCGAAUGUUUGAAAUGCGGUGACGUUCGGAAAGUUGUUAUUUACGAUAGACAUCCGGAAGGUGUUGCACAGGUAACAUUUCGGGAACCAGCAGAAGCACAGGCUUGUAUUCAAUUAUUAAACGGUCGUUGGUUCAGCCAAAGGAAAAUAUCGGCUGAAAUCUGGGAUGGUAAAACGAAAUACAAAAUUCUAGAAACAGAUGCGGAAACGGAAGCUCGAAUCGCUAAAUGGGACAAAUAUCUGGAAAGCGAAGAGGAAAAGAAGGAAGAGGAAAUUGCGAAAAACAAGAUACGAAAGGAGUCGAAACAAGACGAAAGACCCGUAAUUAGAGAGAAAACGGGGUUAACUGAAACAAUAGCGAAGACAUUGGAAAAAUCGGAAACGACGCAACUCACGAAUAUAGCGAAAUACGCGAAGACGUUGGAAAAUACAAAACGAAGCGAAAUAUCAUUAAAUUCGCAGGAAGCAAUAAAAAAUAUCGAAUAGAUGUAAUAAAAAUUCUAUCGAGAGAUACGCAUUCACGAACCGAUCGCGGGAAAAGCACAUGCUUUGUACGAAACACAUAAUUAAGAGUAACAUCGAUGAUCGUGAUCAGC